AUGGCGCUGGACACUCCGAGUCAGCUCGGCAACACAGAAACAUCCGUCAAUACCACCGCCACGUCGGUAGCCCAUGGACUCAUGGACCUGUCUCGAUGUGUGCUGGACGCCAGCGUGGCGCUGCCCAAACAGCUCUUGAAUGCUUACAUCUACGAUUUUUUGAUCAAAAACACCUUGCCCCAGACAGCCCGUCUGUUUGUGUGCGAGGCCGAUGUUCCGUCGAUUCCUUACGACCAGUCUCACCUGCCCUCCAAGGCCCUGCCCCUCAUGCCCCUGACACCUCGCCAACAGGCCAACCAGCUCCUGGAAGAGCACCAUUUGCCUCGCUUGGCCUUGAGUAUGGAUGCUCCGCAGGGCUUCUUGUUUGAGUGGUGGCAGGUCUUUUGGGAUGUGCUCCAGGCGAAAAAUGAGCGUUCUCCUUCGGCCUUGGCCUCCAACUACUACCAUAUGCUGCUUGCCAAGCAGCGGCAACAGCAAGAAGCUCUGGGCAUGGAGUAUAGCCAGUACCAGCCCCAGAUGGGCCAACCACAGUUUCCACUGCAGUUCCCACUGGACAGUCAGGUCCCCGGCCAGGCUCCCGUCAUAAUGGGUCCUCAAGGCCCUGUCAAUCAGCAGAGACAGUUUUCUGACGCCCGCCAGCAGCAAAGGCUCAUGAUGUCGAUGAUGAUGAAGCAACAGCAGCAACAACAACAACAGCAGCAGCAACAACAACAUCAACACCAACAACAUCAACAACAGCAACAACAGCAGCCUCAACAGCAGCAACAAAAUCACCAAAAUCAGCAACAACCUCAACAACCACAUCAGCAGCAGCAACAGCAUCAACAGCAACAGCAGCAGCAGCAUCAACAACACCCUCAAAGUCAGGACCCUAAUUUCGCAAACAACAUGAACAGAGCUGCCAUGAACGUUGCAAAUGGUAUGCAAAUGCCCAUGGGUGGAAACGGUUCGCAAAUGCAAAUGGGUAUGAACAUGAACAUGGGCAUGCCACAGCAGAUGAUGAUGCCUCAACAGCAGGGACUUCUACCCCAGCAUCUACAGCAACCGCAACUUCAACAGUCGCCUCACCAGACUCCACAGCAGCAUGUUCAAUCCCAGAUGCACAGUUUACGUCAACAGGCCGUUUCCGCUCAUCAGCAGCCCAAGCAAGGUCAACAGCUACCGCAGCAGCCCGGUCAACAACAAGCAGCCGCCGCUGCCGUAGCCGCCGCUGCUGCCGCUGCAUCUCAGUCACAGUCUCAGGAUGAUAAUAUGGGUAAUGGUGCCAAGGGCAAACAAGCUAGACCUAUCAGACCUCAGCUGAGAUCCGCAAGUGGUAUGCAACACCAAUUUGCUCCUCAGGGCAAUGGUGGUAUGUCACCCAUGAACUAUUCAGGCCAGGUGCUUCGGCAAGGACAGAACGGUGGCAAUUCUGGCAUGGAGCAAAACCAAGGCAACCAGCAGAAUCGUAACACCAGUGCCUUACAGGACUACCAGAUGCAGCUCAUGCUUUUGGAGAAGCAAAACAAGAAGCGUCUUGAUAUUGCCCGCAACAGCAGUGCUGGCGACCUUAAUUCAAUGCCUCAGAUGCAACAGGUCCAAGAUGGCAACGUCAUGCAGCCAAACAUGCAGAAUGCUCCUCCAAAGGCCUCACCAGCCCCUUCACCAGUUCUCAACAACAAGAACCUGCCUUCCGGAGCGAAAAACAAGCGUGCUCAGCCUGCGAAGAAGAACAGUAAGGUCGGUCCUCCAAGUGCCGCUAAUAAUGCUAGAAGCAACGUGGCCGGUGGCAUUAAGAGAGAGAACGCUGCUCCUCUAACACCUGCCGCUGAUGCUGACUUCUCCAACAAGAAGAGAAAGAGUUCGACAAGUGAUUCUCCUGCCAAGAAGAACAACAAGGCCGGUGUAAAGAAGGAAGACGAGAAGAAGGUCAAGCCUUCUGAUAAGUCGGAAGCUCUGCUUAUCGAAGAGAUUGAUCUCGACAAGAAGACUGAUAUGGGUCCCGACGAUGAUAAAUUUCAAGGCUCCUCGGCAUACUUCCACAGCUCUUUGGGCGGUAAUGAGAAACUUGUUUUGGGUGGUGCCACGGCAGGCGACACCAAUUUCUUUAAUUCUGCCGUCACUUCUGGUAUGGACGAUGUUGACUUUGAGUUCAACAACUUCUUGGACUCUGCUGACGCUGGUCUCAAUGAUAGCAUCACGGGCUUCAAUUGGGGAAACCCCAUCGAAGGUGGCGAUUAA
This is a messenger RNA of Candidozyma pseudohaemuli, 2220 nucleotides long. RefSeq names its product Flo8p (gene FLO8). NCBI's taxonomy places the organism in Eukaryota, Fungi, Ascomycota, Pichiomycetes, Serinales, Metschnikowiaceae. Gene Ontology annotation, molecular function: protein binding. Bases 1 to 2220 code for a protein of 739 amino acids. The record is from RefSeq and is a predicted model, not a curated record. Gene Ontology annotation, cellular component: nucleus. The transcript has a single exon.